AUGGAAAAGUUGGCAGCAGAGGUUAAAAAACCUAAAACAGAAAAGAAAGGUUCAGGAGUGGGAGAUGUGAUAGGCACAAUGAAAGAAUUUGGAAAAAGAUUUAGUGAAGAAACCAAGAAAACUGUUAAACAAGGAUUAAAUAAAUUAGUAGAUAGUAUUGAUACGGGAGAAAUCAAAGUCAAACAUAAGGAAAUAUUUCCUAAUAUCCAUAUGCUCAUGUGUAUAUGCGGUAGUUCCGGUACUGGGAAAACUCAUCUCACUUUUACCAUGUUGACAACACCAAACCUUUUAGAUUUCGAUUUUUUGUAUAUCUACACAACAACACCAGAGCAAUCGUAUUAUCAAUUUCUCAAAGCUUUAGAAUAUUUACCAAAGAAAGAUGUUCAAGACCUAUUUCAAUAUUACGAAGAAAACGAAGAAGUGGAAAUAAAAGAUAUCUUAGAUAACUACAUCGAAGGAAAGAAUCCAACGGAUAUAAAAGUUUUUCUUACGAAAAAUGUUUAUGAUCUAGACUUGUCUAAUGAUAGCAAACGAAAGAACUUAAUAUUGUUUGACGACUGCGUAGUGCAAAGAAAUCAAGCUGUUCAACAAGAAUUCUUCACGAAGGGACAACUGUCACUGCAUAUACCAAUCCCCAUCUAUUUACGGGAUGGAUUCUAUGUUUAUUAG
This is a messenger RNA of Lottia gigantea (owl limpet), 669 nucleotides long. RefSeq lists its product as hypothetical. The coding region runs from base 1 to 669 and encodes 222 amino acids. The record is from RefSeq and is a predicted model, not a curated record. The transcript has 2 exons. Lineage: Eukaryota; Metazoa; Mollusca; Gastropoda; Lottiidae.